Molecule: messenger RNA, 2449 nt
Organism: Drosophila busckii
Lineage: Eukaryota; Metazoa; Arthropoda; Insecta; Diptera; Drosophilidae
Gene: BuGZ
Product: BUB3-interacting and GLEBS motif-containing protein ZNF207
Exons: 7
Coding region: 92-1738 (548 amino acids)
Cellular component (GO): nucleus
Molecular function (GO): DNA binding
Source: RefSeq, a predicted model, not a curated record
GUUUUCAUUUUUAACAAAAAAAAAAUAUAUGUUUAAUAGCUUUAAAGUAGGCGUGUCGUCAAUUUCAAGUGUUUAAAAUAAAGUUAAAGAUAUGGGUCGUAAAAAGAAGAAGGCCUCAAAACCCUGGUGCUGGUACUGUAAUCGUGAGUUCGAUGAUGAAAAGAUACUUGUGCAGCAUCAGAAGGCGAAACAUUUCAAGUGUCACAUCUGCCACAAGAAGCUGUACACUGGACCGGGUUUGUCAAUACAUUGCAUGCAGGUGCACAAGGAGACAGUUGACAAGGUGCCAAACUCACUGCCAAAUCGAUCCAAUAUAGAAAUCGAAAUAUUUGGCAUGGACGGCAUACCUGCAGAGGAUUUACGUGAUCACGAGCGGCAAAAGAAUGGCGGCAAGUCUGAUUCGGAUGAUGAUGAGCCGGCGGCGAAGAAAAAAGUUGAAUUCCCCAUGUCUGUGCCUCCGCCAAUGAUGAUGCCGCCUAACAUGAUGCCGCCACAUAUGCUGGGCCAGUACGGCAUGGGUAUGAUGCAGCAUAUGCCGCCUUUGCCUCCCUAUCCAAUGCAAAUGAUGGCACCUCAUAUGAUGCCACCGCGUCCUAUCUUCCCAGCAAUGGCAACUACCUCGGCGGCAGCAGCCGCAGCUGUGGUCCAUCAUCAUCACCAACAGCAGCAGCAACAUGCUGCCGCUAUGGCACAGCAAAAACCCACAUUUCCGGCUUACAGCAAUGCCACCAUAAGUGCUCCACCUACCACAAAUAAUGCUGGUCUUGGCGCUGGUGCAGCGUCCAACGCUCCGCCCAUCGCUGCGACAGAUUCACACACUCAGGGUCGACCGCCUGCAGCAAACCCAGCUGGUGGCGCUGCUGGAGCAGUCAGUACAAAGAUUAUGCAUCCAGCCGAUGACGCGAGCUUGGAAGAGUUGCGCGCUAGACAACCGAAGUACCUGGCGCGGGUGGCUGCCGCAUUUGCCUCAGCGCCUAACAUUACCAGCCCCAGUGGGAGCAGCAAUCACGUUGGCGGCAAUGCCUCAUCAAUGCCAGCAACACCACCGCCACCCUCGCUGUCGGGCAUCUCGCCAACGGGUAGCGCCGCCGCCGCCGCUGCGAACGCAAUCGCUGUGAGCACAGCGAUCUCCAAGGCACAGGAAACCGCCGCAUUGGUGGCCGUGGCGCAGGCACACGCUCAAGCACAGGCCGUUCAGGUUGCACAGGUCCAGGCGGCGCACGCACAGCAUGUGCAGGCUCAGGUGGCACAAGCGGUUGCCGCACAGCAGCAGCAACAACAACAGCAGCAGCAGCAACAUCAGGCACAACAACAACAGGCACAGCAGCAGCAGCAACAACAGGCGCAACAUCAGCAACAAGCGAAACAGCUGGAGGAGAUUAAUCGUGCCGUUAUGCUGCAACGUCUACAAGCAGUGCAACGUCCUGUCACAAAUCCUGGUGCAGCUGCGGCUGCCGCUGCAGCUGCCGCUGGUCUGGGCAUGAUGCAACUACCCGGACACAUGCAACUGAUGCAGCCCAUGCUGCGACCCGGCACCGUUGCCAUUGGACCACAUGGACUCAUAGGUGGGAAUAUGCUGCGUGCAGGACCAAUGCCCGGCAUGCCCGCAGGUUUGCUGCCCAUGCAGGCGAUUGGUUUGCCUGGACUGCCAGCUGGCGCCAUACCUAUGCCAGGGAUGGGUGUCAUGCUACCCGGUCAUCCCAAUAUGCUGCAGAUGAUGCAACCACGCUUUAGAUGAUGCCUGCCUGCUGCGCCAGCGGGUCUGUUGCAGGCGCCCCCGCAUCCAGCCCGCACGUUUCAGCCACGGCCAGCACUGACGUCGCUGCAGCCGCAACCGGCAUUGGUUGGUCUACCGUUAUCGGUGCUCUUCCACGACUAGAGAGAGCGUCUUCAACGAUUCAACGCAGUGAACAAUUCAAAGCAAUCAUAAACAGCAAGCAAGUUGUCAUACUCAAGCUACGCUAUGCCAAAGCUAUAUAUAUAUAUUUUAUUUUUCAAUGUAUAACAGUUUUUAGACACACCUACAGACAGACACACACACACACACACACCCAUACACAUAGACCCACCCACACAACUACUAACAGACGUUAUGCGUAGUGAGAAUUUAAUGUGUUUUAUAUAUCUUACUAUUCAUUUCUAAUGCACCCACUGUUAACUUUAUAGUUCCAACUGGUUUUCUAAUGCUUUUGACUAUUGUUAUUGUUUAAAUAUUGUAUGUGCAUAACAACAACAACAACAAGAACAAAAACUAAUACAAUUGCUAAAACAUGUGUGUGUGUUCCACAAGCGCCCGCAUCGCUUCAGCUGUACUUCUCAUUGCUGUACUAUAAACUGUAGCUUUUAGCCUAUCUAGAUCUCCUAUAUUGCGCCUCUAUCUCUUCUAAUACAUUUACACAUCUAACUGUAUAUGUACCAUAAUCGUUUUUUCUUUAACCUAUUAAUAUAA